AUGUUGAAGCCCAAGAUCAAUGCGUCGGUGGUGACGACCACCACUCCAUUGGAUCCAUUACGAGCGCUUGAAAGACUCCGCCGAGUAAAUUCCGACAUCACCUUCGUCCGGUUUCAAUGGCAGGACUAUUCUGGUGUGCUGCGUGCUAAGAUUCUCGUAAUCGAAGCAUGUCUCGCCAUGAUCGCAGGCGGCAAAUUUCUCCACGCCCCUCCAAUGGCUCUCGAUUGUGUAGUGAAUAGUACCGUGGUCCCUGGUACAGACCCAAUUGGUGUCUACUGGCUUAUUCCAGACUGGUCGACUCUACAGCUCCACACCAGUCCUGGCACCGCGAUUGUGAUGUGUGGUGUGGUCAAAACCACGCCGUCCAGCCCAAUUCCUAGUGGAGAACUAUGUCCGCGUCAGGCACUCGUUAGGGUAGUUCGAGAGGCAGCUCAGCGAUGGCAAUUAGAUUUUCUCGUUGGGUUUGAAGUGGAAUUUCAAGUGAUGAAGCUGUCCGAUGGCGAUGAAAAGGGCGCUGUGCGUCACAGUUGUGGACAGGGCCACUUUGCGGCCUCUAGCCUGCUUUAUCCUUGCUGGUCCUAUGUCGAGGACUGUGUAAGGAAACUUCGGACGCUUGACGUUCAUGUUGAGGGAUUGCACCCGGAAGGAAAAAGCGGUCAAUAUGAGAUUAUUCUUGGGCCACUACCCCCGCUCCAAGCGGUCGAUCAACUUGUGUUGGUCCAUAAUGUUCUUAAACACACAUUUUCCCGUCACGGUUAUAUGGUGACAAUGUCGCCUAAGCCCGUGCCAGCAGUAUCGCGGGAAACCAAUGGCCAACAUAUGCAUCUUUCGAUCCAUCCCGCCGGCCCAGGCCAAGAAGAAUACUUCCUAGCGGGCAUUCUGAAGCGUUUACCGAGUCUAUGGGCGUUUUUUCUACCCCAAGAUGUUUCGUACGAGCGGGUUGGCCCAUUCAUGGCUGGUGACUAUGUCGGAUGGGGUACAGAGAAUCGAAAAGUUCCGAUCCGCAAGAUUGAACCUGGCCACUGGGAGAUUAGGAGCAUAGAUGCGACAGCAAAUAUGUAUUUGGCAUUGGCCGCAGUUCUGAGCGCCGGGUUGCUUGGGCUUGCGGGAAGCGAACCCUUGAACUGGCCCGACAUGUCUACCGGUGAUUGGCCAAAUUUGUCACAAGAAGAGAUCUAUACCCAUGUUGAAGUACUACCAAGGUCGUUGGAUCAUGCGCUGUCGGUGUUGAAUGAUGAUUUUGGAGAUUUGGACAAAAUGCUCGGCAAACCUAUUAUGCAACACUAUGUGAAGCUGAAACGACAUGAGUUAUUACAGAUCCAACAAAUAGGCCCCGAAAAGGCAAGAGACUUGCUGGUUGAGAUAUUCUGA
This is a messenger RNA of Penicillium pulvis, 1371 nucleotides long. RefSeq names its product glutamine synthetase/guanido kinase. The record is from RefSeq and is a predicted model, not a curated record. Bases 1 to 1371 code for a protein of 456 amino acids. Gene Ontology annotation, molecular function: glutamine synthetase activity. Lineage: Eukaryota; Fungi; Ascomycota; Eurotiomycetes; Eurotiales; Aspergillaceae. The transcript has a single exon.